GGCCGCUCAUGGCCGCCGCCCGCUGCGUAGCUUGCAGCGACGGACGGGACUGGCACGGCGGGACACAGCCCGCACGGCGGGACACAGCUCGCACGGCGGCACCGGCACGGCGGGACACAGCCCGCGGAGAGAAUUCACAGGAAUAGCAGCCGUGUGUUCGUCCCAAGGGGAGAAGAGAAGAAACGCGCUGGAGCUUCCACCAAGAAUUCCUGCGGAUUAAGCGAAUGAGAUCCCUAAGUUUGGUCAGCAGUACUGUCAUUUGAACAAACCGAGGGUGAUCUUCACAGAAACUCCUAAAGGCUUCAAAGAACUCAUUCUAGGCAAAAUAACUAAGUUGUUCUGAUAAAGUAAAAUGGAUCCUUGUUCAGUUGGAGUUCAGCUUCAGUCUACCAAUGAGUGCCAUAAGACCUAUUACACCCGCCACACUGGCUUCAAGACUAAACAAGAUAUAUCUUCAUCUGACCUCCUGCUGCUUCAGCUUAGGACUGGAAUAACCCUGUCAGAGAACAAUACCAUCUGCUUCCACCAUGCAAAAAUUUACAUUGAAAGAUUUGAAGACUUACAAAAAUCCUGUUGUGAUCCCUUCAACAUACACAGAAAACUAUCAAAGAAAAGCUUGCGAGCAAUUGACUUAGAUGAUGCAGCUUUUUUAAGUGCCAAGUUUGGAAGACAGUUUGUUCCUGGUUGGAAGCUUUGUCCCAAAUGUAUGCAGAUAAUAAAUGGAAGUGUGGAUGUGGACCCUGAGGAGCGACAAAGAAGAAAACUGGAUCCAGACGGGCGUACAGCUAAGGCUUUAAAGUCUCUCCAGUUUGCUAACCCAGGACGUCAGACUGAAUUCACUCCAGAGACCAGUAAAAGGGAAAAAAGAAGGCUGCAAACAAAAAUCUCAGUGUUUAAUUCAGACAGGCAAGUUAUACCGGCCAAGAGUAAGGUGUACGACAGCCAGGGCCUGCUGCUGUACAGCGGGAUGGACCUGUGUGACUGCCUGGAUGAAGACUGCCUGGGCUGCUUCUACGCCUGCCCCAAGUGCGGCUCCAACAAGUGCGGCACGGAGUGCCGCUGUGACCGCAAGUGGCUCUACGAGCAGAUCGAGAUAGAGGGGGGAGAGAUCAUCAGAAAUAAGCACGUUGGGUAGUGUGUGUGUGCGUUAGUUUCUCCUGGCUGGAUGGGCCGUGCUUUGGUUAAACACAGCACAUUCAGCAUUUGGUGAUUUAAUGGAAGCUGUUGGGAUUUGUCAUGAUCCACAUGAGGAAUGUGCUUCUUUCACGGUCAUUUUCAGUGUGAUUAAGGACAUAAGCACACUGCUGUCUUUUCACGCUUGAGUGUGAGUUAUACUCAAGGCUUCUUAGUCAUCUGGGUUAGAUCUCACUGAACAACUGUAUUCAAGUACAAGGUGCGGAAUCCUAACGUGAUCUGUCCUGAACCACUCACUAUUCUUUCUCAUACAUUGUUUCAUAGAGUGUACCAUCUCCAUGUAUCCCUCAUUUCUACUUCUCAAAUUCAGGAUCUCAUGGGUUUUAAUCUGUUCUAUGUGAAAUGCCAUGGAAGUUCUCAGUGAAUUUACAUACAGUAUUAAUAAAGCUCUCUUUCUAGUAUUAAUAGUGAAUACCGUAUCUUCUAUAGCAUAUUGAAGCUACACCUCAUAAAUCUAAUCCUGUUCACUUAAAAAGAAGUCAAAACCAUUUAGGUGUUCAGAUCUCAUCUCAGUUACUGGGAUUUGAGAUCAAGUUAUCCUUAUGAAUUCAUAAGAAUAUGAAUUCAUAUUAAUUAAAUAUUCAUUCAUAUUAAAAUACUGAAAUUAACCUGUCACGGCCUUGUGUUAAAGUAUUACUCAUUACUUUGUUGGUUCUGUAGAACAAAAUUGAAAUGAUUUUGCUCUGUUAUCAGUCAGUUCAGUAAUUGGACUGGACCAGUACUUCAACAGCCCUCUCGCCAUUUCUCUUUUCACUGAUUUUAAAGGUUUAUAUGCAGCUGAAAUGAGCCUGAGUGUCUGUUUCCAAACCAAGGUUGUGUCUGUUUCCAAACCAAGGUUAUCUAGACUGUUACCAAAAAAACCCAGCUGAAUGGAAAGUGUCUUUGGUUGAUGCAGUAUCUGUCCUCAUAAUAUUCAACUUUUACACUAUAACAAGAUUUGUUGAAAAGAUUUUAUAAAUGAAGCGUUAGUUACAUUUUUAUUCUCUGUAUUUUUGUUGUGUUUUGUAUAAAUUUCCUAUUCUUUGGAUCUAUGGAAGAUCUGCAUGUUUGUUGAGUCACCUUUUUUCAAUAAUACUGUUAACUUCUUGCAGACUUACUUGGUAAAGUUGUAUAAUCUUGCUACGUGCUCAGCAGAUUUUUUCUGUUCUGGUGUCAUGAAUGUUGCAUUGCCAAGAUCAAAGUUAUGCUUUGAGUUAUGCUGACAUCUGCUGGUCCUGCUGGAGUAUAAGCACUGAGCUGCACAUUUUUAUUAAGUCUGUUACAAAAAUAAUCAGAUCCUUUGUUUUUUUCCGUCAGAGCAUCGUCAGUCACUGCAGUGGAUGUCUCUCACUGCUUCAUCUCUUAAGCAAUCUUUUGAAUUAGGUGAAAAUAUAAACAAGUAACUUCCACGAGAGUAAGAUGGGAAAAGCUGGUUGAGUCAUGUCAUUCACACACGUUUAUUGUUUUUUUUUUUUUAAUUAUAUCAGUGUUGGCAGUACCCAUUGUUAAUAAACUUAACAGGCUUCCAUGUGUAUGAUGAGUGUAACCACUUCAGGCUCAUAGCCAGAUUUUGGAUUCAGUAACUACCAGUAACUUCAGUUGCCUAGAGAAUCUUAUUUUUCUGGUAAAAAAAAUGACAUUUUGGUGUUGGCUGUUCACAUGUCCUCCCAACACAUUUAGGACACUUCCCUUUAGCUGCAUUUCCUUAACAUGACUAGGCUGUAGUGUAUUACUAAGUUCAGUAGCAUGUUUUUAUACAGUUCCACAUGCUCCACAACCAUUUUUCUCUUAAAAGAUGUUGUUAUGAGUUAAACUUUAUCAUCUUGCUAGAUUUAAUCUGCUUACAGCACGAAUUUCUCUUUUUGCUGUUUUUAUAAACACCACACAAGCUAUUUUGUCAUCAUCUAAAGUGAGUGCUUGUGACUCCCAGCAGCACAGGUUCUUCCCCAUCUGCCAGAAUUACUCAUAAUUAAGCCUCUUGAACAGGACAUUAUUUUAAUAAAGCCAAAGGAAACAACUACUUUCCAUAAAAUCCAAAAUUCAUAACCACUUUAAGCCCUGCAUGCAAUGAAGGUGACUGCAGGUGUACCUCAGUGGCUGUAUUAAAACUUUCCUUUUGGGAAGAGUUGCAAAAUUUUGUGUCUUGGCAAAGUUUACAUAUUCAAGAGACAAAAAUCAAUGACAAUAAAAGACUCUGGUUUAUGAAGAAUGCAUAUCCCAUGAAUCAGUUUGAGUAUAUUGAACAGAAACUCCAGAAUUUGAAGUGUCUUGUAAGAAACUAAGGAGCCCUUAACACUCUACUUUCUCACACAGAGCAAACUUCAAGUUUAGAAUAUGGUCAAAUUUAACAUCUUCAAAAGUCAGUGAGGGUUCUUCUGUUGACCCUGUGAGAAUUGCCACACAACCCUGUGGUCAGACCUGAGCUAGGAUGUGCCCCUUUGUGGACCCAAAAGUUAAAAAACAAUUAAGUAUCCCUUAAUUAUUUGUGUUAAAUACUCAACAGUAUAGUGCAGUCAGGUAAUUAACUCAGAGAAGGUGUACAUUACUUCUUCAGUAUGAUGCUCCAAAAAGACAUUUAUCUUUGGGAGUGUGUUACGAUCUUAUCCUUAGACACAGCAUGAAUCUGUGGGUUUUUUUUAAUCAGUAAAAUUCAUUACUUCAGUAACUAACAUAAGACAACUUCUAACUUUUGAACCUUUUACCAUUCAAGACAUCAGAAACAGCUGGAACUGGACAGACCUACACAAAGAGAUUGUAAUUUUGUAAAUCCACAAGUCAGAAUUAAAACUUCUAAAUAAAAAGAAGAAAACAGUUAAGGUGACGAAUUUUUACCUAUUUUAGAUCUGUUUUAAUGUUCCUUUUAGCCUUUUCUCAUAGACAUUUCUGAUAUUAGCCAGAAUGGACCAAUAGACAAGUGCACAAAGCUCUCACAGAAAUCCCAUAGUGACAGAGCUCCAGAGAGAUAAGUGAACAUCUGUCACUUGGUGUGUGCCAGAAGCAGCUACAGGUAGCUGCAGUCAGCAUCAAGGCCUUAGAGCUCUUGGUCUCAUGACAAAACACAAACACAUGAUUUCCAGUUUUAAUUUGUUUUCCCCUAAAAUUAGAAUUACUUUUAUCAUACUUGUGUCUCAAUAAAUGCAGCAUUUUUCAGCUGAUCUCUCA
Prinia subflava (tawny-flanked prinia) is the source of this 4335-nucleotide messenger RNA. It is a transcript of the gene ARL14EP, whose product is annotated as ADP ribosylation factor like GTPase 14 effector protein. Lineage: Eukaryota; Metazoa; Chordata; Aves; Passeriformes; Cisticolidae. The transcript has 5 exons. The record is from RefSeq and is a predicted model, not a curated record. The coding region runs from base 353 to 1135 and encodes 260 amino acids. Gene Ontology annotation, cellular component: intracellular membrane-bounded organelle.